Molecule: messenger RNA, 2285 nt
Organism: Chrysemys picta bellii (western painted turtle)
Lineage: Eukaryota; Metazoa; Chordata; Testudines; Emydidae
Source: RefSeq, a predicted model, not a curated record
AACAUGUAACACAUUUUACAGGUUAUCAAUGUUGCAUUGGCUCUUGCUGCGAAACCACAAAGUAAACUAGCGCAAGAAAACAUGGAUCUCUUCAAAGAACUAUGGGAAAAGCAAGUCCGUGUAUUGACAGAUGCUGUAGAUGACAUCACUUCCAUCGAUGACUUCCUGGCUGUUUCAGAGAAUCAUAUUUUAGAAGAUGUAAACAAAUGUGUGAUUGCUCUCCAAGAAAAAGAUGUUGAUGGUUUAGACCGAACAGCUGGUGCAAUUCGUGGACGUGCAGCUAGAGUCAUUCAUGUUGUAACUUCCGAAAUGGAUAACUAUGAACCUGGAGUCUACACAGAAAAGGUGCUGGAAGCAACAAAGUUGUUGUCCAAUACAGUUAUGCCCCGUUUUACUGAGCAAGUGGAAGCUGCUGUGGAAGCACUUAGUUCUGACCCUGCUCAGCCAAUGGAUGAAAACGAAUUUAUUGAUGCUUCACGAUUGGUGUAUGAUGGAAUUCGGGAUAUCAGAAAAGCUGUAUUGAUGAUUAGAACACCUGAAGAGUUGGAUGACUCUGAUUUUGAGACUGAAGACUUUGAUGUCAGAAGCAGAACAAGUGUUCAAACUGAAGAUGAUCAGCUCAUUGCUGGGCAAAGUGCAAGAGCUAUCAUGGCUCAACUCCCUCAAGAGCAAAAAGCUAAAAUUGCUGAGCAAGUAGCAAGCUUCCAGGAAGAGAAGAGUAAAUUGGAUGCUGAAGUGUCAAAAUGGGAUGACAGCGGUAAUGAUAUUAUUGUAUUGGCAAAACAAAUGUGUAUGAUUAUGAUGGAAAUGACAGACUUCACCAGAGGUAAAGGACCACUAAAAAAUACAUCAGAUGUGAUUAGUGCAGCCAAGAAAAUUGCAGAGGCUGGGUCAAGGAUGGACAAGCUGGGACGGGCUAUUGCUGACCAUUGCCCAGAUUCUGCCUGCAAACAAGACCUUCUAGCCUAUCUACAGCGUAUUGCUUUAUACUGCCAUCAGUUGAACAUCUGUAGCAAAGUUAAGGCAGAAGUUCAAAACCUUGGAGGAGAACUGGUGGUCUCUGGGGUGGACAGUGCUAUGUCUCUGAUCCAAGCUGCAAAGAACCUGAUGAAUGCAGUGGUGCAAACAGUGAAGGCUUCCUAUGUGGCAUCUACUAAAUAUCAAAAGUCCCAAGGAAUGGCUUCCCUGAACCUUCCUGCUGUGUCUUGGAAAAUGAAGGCUCCAGAGAAGAAACCUCUGGUCAAGAGAGAGAAACAGGAUGAAACUCAAACCAAAAUCAAAAGAGCAUCCCAGAAGAAACAUGUUAAUCCUGUGCAGGCUCUCAGCGAGUUCAAGGCAAUGGAGAGUAUUUAAAGAGAAGUUUUUCUUUCAGACCACUACUGCUACUUCUAGAACUUUACUUUUAAUAUUCUAAGGAUUUCAAAAGUUUACUAUUCAUUAAAAUGUAUUUACUUAAUAUAAUUUGGAUAACUUUGUUUAGAUUACAUGGGGAAAUACUCAAAUUUAUAAAUCCUAUCAAUACAACCUCAGUCUGCAAAUGUUUUAAUAUUAGGUUGCUUUUAGACUUCAGGGGCAUAUUUCUAGGUGACAAUUAUUUUGUAUAACUCUGCUAAACUAAAAUAUAUCCUAUAACCAAAGAAUCUUACAGUAACACUAAUCAUUAACCUUAGUAGCUGGUCAUGUUACGUCUUUCAAUGACUGCAGUUUUACAUUGUGAUCAAGAGGAAAACAUCACUCAAAAGAGAGAAUUAAAUUACUAAUGGAUGCAUUAGUGUAUUCACACAUGGUGUGUGUAGGGGAUAAACUUUGUGUGUUAGAAUAUGAGGAUAGCAGGUGCUAGCUGUGCUUCUUAUACAAUAAGGCAGCAGUGGAAAAACAUCUGGAAAAGUAAUACACUGUCGCACACUUUUCUAACCUGAGUGGAUUUGAUUUUUCUUUUUUAAUUUGGAAUAGAGCUUUUUGUUGCAUUUGUUUAAAAUUGCUGUUUUCCAAGACACUACUUGAGCUGUGGGUAUUAGAGCUAUUUGACAGAAAAUUAAAGCCCAUUAAAGCAUCUUGAGGGUAAAGUAUUUUCUGGUUACUUUGCAAUAGGCCUUUUGUUAAGGGUUUUUCAUGUAUGUCUCUCCAGGAGGAGAACCCAUAAGAAAUUCAGUAAAACAUAUAAUGCAUCAUGGAGGAAACUGAUUACUUUUUUUAUAACACAAAAUGAGAAUUUUAAUGGUUGGUUACAAAUUACUAAUGUACUUUGCCGCAGGACACUAAUAAAGUUGCUUUAUCAGCUGGUA